Messenger RNA from Menidia menidia (Atlantic silverside), 1725 nucleotides. NCBI's taxonomy places the organism in Eukaryota, Metazoa, Chordata, Actinopteri, Atheriniformes, Atherinopsidae. The record is from the annotation of a GenBank genome assembly.
AUCCAGCCACUUUGAGCAGUCAGGAAGUGCACUCCAGCUCAGGCAAAGGGAUAAUAAUGUUUUCUUCCAAGUCUCUUUUUCUGAUUGGCUCCCGAGGAGUAAACCCAGCAUUCCGCACUAUUUAGCCGUGGCAGCUUUACCACUGUGUUUUGUCCCACCUGAAUUCCAUGCUCUGUGUAGACUGACAACUUAAGGUCCACCCUGUCUGUCACCCAGACAUCUGAGGGCUGCUCAUCGACGGCGCAUCGAGGUGAAAGGAAACAUGUUUGCGUCAGCUGAGAACGUCCUCAUCUUGCUGUGCCUCUGUUCACUCCAUCCUACUUUUGGACAGGACUGUCCCAGUAGACAGGAAUUACAAGGCUCUCUGAAACAGGUCCAGAAGCUUCUCUCAGCCCAUGAAACCACCUGCUUGCAGAGUCUCCGCAAUUUGAAGAAGAAAAUAAAUGUACUCCACAGCAGUGCAGGAAAGCAGACGACAAAAACCAUAAACAGUACCUGUCCCAAACUGGACACUCCCAGCAAUGGCAGGAAGCUGGGAAAAUCCCACAGCGCAGGCCAUGAGGUCCAUUUUCUGUGUGACCCCGGUUUCGAGCUUGUGGGAUCAGAGAGCAGGGUUUGUCAGGACAGCCUGACCUGGAGUGGCCAGUCCCCCGUCUGCAGAGACAUCAAUGAGUGUGCAUCGUCUCCCUGUUUGAAUGGUGGGGCGUGUGUGGACGAAGUGAACCAGUUUUCUUGUGUCUGUGCCAAAGGUUGGGCUGGAGCUACAUGUCAGAGCCCUGUACCAACAUUCUUUAUCACCAUGACAAAUAUUUCUGCCACCACUGCUGCUGCUACCACCCUACCAGCUGCUACAACGGGGCCCUUUGUCCGUCCAUCACGCUGCAGUACUGUGCAGGGGACCACCCACUGCACCUGUGAGCCGGGAUACACCAUCUCUGGCAGAGACAGCUACACCUGCACUGAUAUAGAUGAAUGCGAGCUGUUUCACAACGGACAGGCUGGCAGACUGUGUUUACAUGCUUGUGCUAACACCCCUGGAGGCUAUCGCUGUUCCUGUCCAGCUGGGUACAAUGUGACCCGGGAUGGGCGCAGCUGCAAAGAUAUUGAUGAGUGUGCUACCAGACAAAACAACUGCACAAAGGACCACAUGUGCAUUAACACGUAUGGUGGCUUCCAGUGUGUUCGUGUGGACUGCCCCAAAAUUCCUCAUGCUACUUAUGUCAAGACAUCACCCAUGCGCUGUGAACGGAACCCCUGCCCUGUGGACAACAAAGCGUGUUCCCAGGCCCCGAAUUCCUUUUCUUACCAUUACCUGGCUGUUGUGUCCAAUCUUUCAGCUCCGCGGGUCAUGUUCCGAGUCUCGGCCCUGCGUCCAAUAGGUGACACGCUUCGCUUCUCCCUGCUGGGCGGAAGGCAAGCUCGGCGCCACUUUACGGUCCAGCGUUCUGACCGUCUAACGGGUCAGCUGAUGCUGGUCAGCCCCGUGCAGGGCCCGGCAACUCUGGAGGCAGAAGUGGAGAUGAGUGAGCUGGAGAGACGAGUCCAGCUGGGGAGGUACAUCACCAAAGUCACCAUGUUUGUUUCCCCGUACGAGUUCUAAACUGUAUUUAUUUUUCAAAGAAGAGGAGUUUAGACUACGAAAGCUGGACAAUAAAAUAGCACUUAACCAGGACCAGACUAACCUGUACUCUGUUCUGAAAUAAAGUUAUUUUUGUUUUGACAUGC